GAUCAUUUCGCCUCUGAACUCUCGACAUACCUUUGGCUUCAAGACCAGACUACAACCGUCGAUGAAGAUGUCCAUUCCUAGCUCUUACCGAGUCAACCCUUACCCCUCGGCUUCGUUCCCCAAACGAUUCUCUUACUCGCUGCAAGACCUCGCUCCGCACGAUAAUGCCCCUGCCACCGACUUUUACGUGUACAGCCGGAUGCCGAGUUUGAACAAGUUUUACGGGGACGUCUUGCCUGCUCCCGUGGUCGCUUCGGUAGGAACGGGGAAGACUACGCCGACGGUGUUACCUAAAAUACUCGACCUGGCUAGCAGUUGGGUCAGCCAUAUCCCCCUCAAAGACAAGGGCGGAGCCAUCUUCCCUCGAAACCGGGUCGUCGGCGUUGGUCUCAACGCACAAGAGUUGAAGGCGAAUCCGAUCUUGAGUCGUUACAAGGUCCUCGACCUGGACGUGCAGCCGGAUAUCAAGCAGGCCUUGUCGGACGGGACGGAGAAGGGGGAAGCUUUUCAGGCAGUCAGCCAGAUGAUGGGAGAGCAGGCAGCGACCCCGGAACCCCCGUUCGAUGCGGUCAUCUGUAACGUCUCGAUCGAUUACUUGACGAGACCUUUGGAUGUCCUGUAUCAUACCGCCAACGUCAUCAAACCUGGCGGUUGGGUCUACUUGGCCAUCUCGAACAGAUGUUUCCCGACAAAGGUCGUGCGUCCCUGGCUCAACCUCUCGGAACCCGAACGUCUAGACCUCGUCGCCUCCUACUUUCACUUCGCCGGCACUGCCUACUCGCCAUCUCCGCCCUUACCGAAGACGACGGUCAUGAAGCAACCUGCUCGGCCUGACGAUUCCGGCUAUCCCGGUAUACAGCCGGGUGGACUGUAUGAGCAGAUCGAGUCGAUCGAGGUCGUCUCAAGGGAGAGUCGAUCGGAUCCUUUGUGGGUCGUCAGGGCCAAGCGAAGGUCGGAUUGAGUC
This is a messenger RNA of Filobasidium floriforme, 964 nucleotides long. RefSeq lists its product as uncharacterized. NCBI's taxonomy places the organism in Eukaryota, Fungi, Basidiomycota, Tremellomycetes, Filobasidiales, Filobasidiaceae. Gene Ontology annotation, molecular function: S-adenosylmethionine-dependent methyltransferase activity. Bases 62 to 961 code for a protein of 299 amino acids. The record is from RefSeq and is a predicted model, not a curated record. The transcript has 3 exons.